AUGUCUUCCCCAGCCGUUCAACUCUCUUUCACCCUUCGCACCUCUCCCAACGUUCGGACCGUACACUUACUCGGUUCCUGGGAUGGUUACAAAUCGCAACUACCAUUGUCCGCUGUCAAGGACGCAUCCGCCAAACCAGGAAGCUGGAAGGGCACAUUCCGCUUUCAAGGAUCCAAUGCACUCAAACUUGGCAGCCGAUAUUGGUAUUAUUACAUUGUCGAUGGAUACCACGUCUCUCAUGAUCCCGCCAAAGAAUUUGUCACUGAGAAAACCACUGGCCGCAAACUCAACGUGAUCGAUGUUCCCGCUGGUGACAGAAAGGCCUCUCGCCCCACAGUCAACACCCAGAAUCUCUCGAACAGACACUCCCGUGAUAUUCCAACCGGUCGUGCCUUGAGUCCCGGAAAGAUCCAGCACCCAAAACCAACCAAAGCAUUCGCCAGUCGUGGACUACGAGAAGCAGAUUACGAUACAUCCCCCAUUGAUGACCUCGAAGAACGCUUUUCUGGUUACCGCAUCAGCUCUGGCGGCUCAUCGGCCUCACCAUCUGAUCUCUCUGAUGACAGUUCAAGCUCAGGUACAGCCUUCAGUCGUUCAUCGCCAUCCAGCUUGUCAAGCGUGUCCAAUCACUCAUGCCGCUGCGAACGCUACGGUGUGACAAAAUCAGGACAACGCGUCAAGAUUGACUGCGGCGGGAAACGCUGUGGUUCAUGGUCAUCUAGCUCUAGUGAGUGUGAUAGCCAAGACAGCGAUGAUUCUUCAGAAGAUGAACGUGAAUAUCGAGCUCGAAUGAGACGAGAACAGGAGAAGAAAUCCUCCUCUCACGGCCACGGUAGCACUGGAACUAAACGUCCUGAGGAACACCGCCGUGCCGUGGUCGUUGAGAGACGACGGAGAUGA
Exophiala bonariae is the source of this 900-nucleotide messenger RNA. RefSeq lists its product as uncharacterized. NCBI's taxonomy places the organism in Eukaryota, Fungi, Ascomycota, Eurotiomycetes, Chaetothyriales, Herpotrichiellaceae. Bases 1 to 900 code for a protein of 299 amino acids. The record is from RefSeq and is a predicted model, not a curated record. The transcript has a single exon.